Messenger RNA from Thunnus maccoyii (southern bluefin tuna), 1963 nucleotides. RefSeq names its product F-box and WD repeat domain containing 12 (gene fbxw12). The coding region runs from base 109 to 1533 and encodes 474 amino acids. The transcript has 10 exons. Gene Ontology annotation, molecular function: protein binding. The record is from RefSeq and is a predicted model, not a curated record. Lineage: Eukaryota; Metazoa; Chordata; Actinopteri; Scombriformes; Scombridae.
ACUAUUCCUUCUUGUCCCUGCAGUCUUUCCGUUGCCCAAACUCGCUACUGUUGUUGCUUUGACAUAUAGAUAAUUGGUGAGGGGCUGUAAAAUCAUUGAUCGUUCAGUAUGGAUCUGCAUCAUCCGUACUUGAUCGGUGAUUGCCUUAUUCAUAUUUUUACAUUCCUGACCGAGGAAGAUUUAAUCAGUGCCUCAAGUGUGUGUAAGGCUUGGCAUGAAGCUGCAGAGACUCCGUGGUUAUGGAGGAGGAUGUGUCUGCAGCGCUGGAGUUUCUGUAACCUUGCAGUGUUGGGGAGUGAACAGGUGAGUCACUCAUGGAAGAGUUACUUUUUGCGACGUUGCCAUUUAGAGAUGAAGAUGACAAAAGGCACAACAGGAGGUUACAUCUGCAAAAGCCUCAGAGGUCACACAGGCAGCGUGGUAGGCUUGGUGUACCUGCAGGGGAAUUCAGCUCAACUUCCUGACCUCUGGAACAGCAGUGCCAUAGUCUGCAGUGCUUCAACUGAUGGUACAGUCCGAGCAUGGAAUAUCCAAAAUGGUGAGCUCCUGUGGUGCAGUCCUGUGCAGAGUCCUUUGACAGGGCUUGUAAGUGAUGAAAAGCGUGAAGUUGUGAUCACAGCAGACUCCACAGGCCUCAUCAAGAUCUGGCAGUGUCAGACUGGCCAGGAGGUGGCCUCCUUUUCUACUGCAUCUCCAUAUUGUACCUUACUACAGUACAAUAUCAGCAAUGACUGGUUUCUUUCUGUAGGAACCAGUCAGGGAUCUGUGUGUACACUAGCUGGCUCAGCUUUGACUAAAAAGUCCAGCAUAAUGGUGUGUGACAGCUUUAACGUCAACGUACUCAUAGUUUCACCUGACAAGAAAUGGAUCACAGCUGGAACCAAGAACAAUGAUGAUUUAAGUCCAAAGGUGAUUUUCACAGAGAGUUUGACCUCUCCCUCUGAGGACGAAGAUCCUCUGUGCCAGUCAGUACCAGUCACUGGAUGCCAGGCUGCUGUCUUCAUACCCACUCAGCCUGCCAGACUGGCCAUCAUUCAUUGCAACGGGCGCCCAAACAACAAAGCCCUCACUGUCUUUGAUGUCAGCAUUAAAAAGGCUAAGUACAAGUCAGAGAUCCAGGUCCAGCAGGUGGAGUCCUUCCCCCUGACAAUGGACAGCAUGUCCUCACACAUCCUUCUAGAGGCCAAAGACAGCAACUGCAUAGUGUUGGCAGCUGACCAGCAGCUCUGGGUUUACUCUCUGAAAGGUGCCCUGCUUGCAAGCUUCAAAGAUCAUGCUAUGCCUAUUUCCGCUAUAUGUGUGGAUAGCUUUCGUGUGGUGACAGCCUCUCGGGAUCUCUCCUUGCGAGUGCUGACAUGGAGAAAGGACAGAAGCGAUGGGUUGACACUGGAGAGCCAGUACCACUUACUGGGAGGCUCUCACACAAUGUCCAGAGGGUUCACUCAUGUCUCCUGUGACUACUCAAGCAUCGUGGCCUCAGCAGAAGGGAAAGAUGGGAAAGACGUCUUGAAAGCUUAUUCUUUCACCUCCUGAGCAUCGCCACCCCACAAGAAAAAGUGUCUGCAUGCAGUUUGCACCACCCGUUGUAAGGAAGAACAUUUGCUUUUAUUAUGAAGUGUUCAUCAUAUGUGCUUACAUUAUGUCUUUAUCUAUGUUUACAAAAAAGAGAAUGUAUUAAAGAUAAUAAACACUGUUAUGGGAAAGGCAUUGAUACACUGUGUGAUACAACAUGUUUGUUAAUAAAUUAGAAAUCUGUGCAGGUAUAAGAAUGUUUUUAACUAUGCUUUUGGAGCCGAGUCAUAUCAGUGUUGAUUGUGACCAGUCUUAAGGCAUAUCGCAAAAAAUAUUCUGGCCACCUGUUCUUUAAUAUGAUACCCCCACUCAUUACUGAGGUAAAUAAUACUCAGGCCUGUAAGUUGUGUAUUGGUGACAAUAAACUAUGUUCCAUAAAUGUUUAUUUUUA